Molecule: messenger RNA, 968 nt
Organism: Pezoporus flaviventris
Lineage: Eukaryota; Metazoa; Chordata; Aves; Psittaciformes; Psittacidae
Gene: GNPDA1
Product: glucosamine-6-phosphate deaminase 1
Exons: 6
Coding region: 62-928 (288 amino acids)
Biological process (GO): N-acetylneuraminate catabolic process; D-glucosamine catabolic process; carbohydrate metabolic process
Cellular component (GO): cytoplasm
Molecular function (GO): identical protein binding; glucosamine-6-phosphate deaminase activity
Source: RefSeq, a predicted model, not a curated record
GGAGGCGGCGGGAAGAUGGCGGCUCCCGUCAGCUCGGCUCCCGCCCCGCGCAGGCCCCGCCAUGAAGCUGGUCAUCCUGGAGACGUACGCGCAGGCCAGCGAGUGGGCCGCCAAGUACAUCCGCAACCGCAUCGUGCACUUCGCGCCCGGGCCCGGCCGCUUCUUCACGCUGGGGCUGCCCACAGGCAGCACGCCGCUGGGCUGCUACAGGAAGCUGGUGGAGUACUGCCACAACGGGGACCUCUCCUUCCAGUACGUGAAGACCUUCAACAUGGACGAGUACGUGGGUCUCCCGAGGGAUCACCCGGAAAGUUACCAUUCCUUCAUGUGGAAUAACUUCUUCAAGCACAUCGACAUCUCGGCAGAAAACGUUCACAUUCUGGAUGGGAACGCCCCGGAUCUGCAGGUGGAGUGCGACGCCUUUGAGGAGAAAAUCAAGGCAGCCGGAGGAAUCGAGCUCUUUGUGGGAGGUAUUGGCCCAGAUGGUCACAUUGCCUUCAACGAGCCUGGCUCAAGUUUGGUAUCCAGGACACGAGUGAAGACCUUGGCUAUGGACACGAUACUGGCCAACGCCAGGUUCUUUGAUGGUGACCUCUCCAAAGUCCCCACAAUGGCUCUGACGGUCGGAGUAGGCACGGUCAUGGAUGCCAGAGAGGUUAUGAUUCUUAUCACAGGAGCCCACAAAGCCUUUGCUUUGUACAAAGCAAUUGAGGAAGGUGUCAACCACAUGUGGACAGUAUCUGCUUUCCAGCAGCACCCCAACACUGUGUUUGUGUGUGAUGAGGACGCCACGCUGGAACUCAGAGUUAAGACUGUGAAAUACUUUAAAGGUUUAAUGCUGGUUCACAACAAGCUUGUGGAACCGUUAUACAGCAUGAAGGAGACUGGAGAAGAAAAAAGCCACUCCAAGAAGCCAUACAGCGAUUAAUAAGACUGCUCAGAGAGGUGCUGAACCAGCUUUCCUGCUG